AACGAUGCGGUGACUGGUGCCGAUGGGUGGCUCGCGAAGUUCACUUCACCGUCGAACGCGCUAACGAGAGGCUUGUGUAAAGUGAGUGUAAAUCAUGAAGUAGCCGCCAGACAGCGAAGUUUCCUUGUGUGCUGGACCACGGCUGAAUCGUGUGGGCGUAGAAUGUGCGUCUUCGCAGGGUUUGUGAAGGUGCGAUCGCCUCUGCAAAGUGCCGUCGCCUGUGGAUUGGAGCGCAUCAUGCUCGCUGGAGUACGACGGUAGUUGAUAACUAAACUACGGGUCCGACACUUAGAUGUGCGUUGAACAAGUGCCGAUCAUGUUCCUGAAACUUCCGCCGAGUGAAAAGCUACGAAACAACAACAGUUGACUCAUCGUGCUUUCCAUGUUGACAGCUAGCGUGUCGUGUACGUGCGAAGUUCCCGAGCCCACGAGUGUUGAUGGUGCUUGCGUGCGUGUUGUGAAAGUGCGCGAUGCCAAAACGGAAGCUGAAAUGGAUUUUACUGUUUGCGAUCACUUGGGUCGGAGGUGUGGGUUAUUACCUUUUUUGGAGCGGCCGUCGCAGCGCGUCUGAAGACAGCAACGAGGCCCUCCGCCUGAAGCCGUCCGCAGCCGCGGCCCUCCGCCAGUCCUCCUCGCAGCUGCCAAACUCAAGCCGGCAGCUCUCGUGGCGCUACUUCGACGAGAAGGGAUACGUGUCGGUGUCGCGGGUCAAGCCGGGAGUGGACCCCUAUGAGCGGCACAAGUUCAACCAGGAGGCGAGCGACGCGCUGCCCAGCAACCGUGCCAUCCCAGACACCCGACACCCUCAGUGCAUACCCGAAGGCAGCUUGCAGCCGGGAGAGAAACUGCCACCAACGAGCGUCAUCAUAACAUUUCACAACGAAGCCCGCUCCGCACUCCUCCGCACAAUUGUCAGUGUCCUCAAUCGAAGCCCUCCGGAACUGAUUGAAGAGAUCAUUCUUGUAGAUGAUUUCAGUGAUGAUUCAUCGGAUGGCAAAGAAUUGGCAGCUAUACAGAAAGUACGCCUGGUGCGAAACAGUAAAAGAGAAGGCCUGGUGCGCAGUCGAGUGCGUGGGGCCCAUGAGGCACGGGCACCAGUGCUCACCUUCUUGGACAGCCACUGCGAAUGUAACCAGGGCUGGUUGCCACCACUGCUGAGGCGUGUCAAGGAGGAUCCACGUCGCAUUGUCUGUCCCGUCAUUGAUGUCAUCAACCUCAACUCCUUUAAAUACUUUGGCGCGUCUUCUGACCUGCGUGGUGGCUUUGACUGGAACCUGGUGUUCAAGUGGGAGUUCCUUUCAAGCAAAGAGCGUGAAGAGAGGGCAAAUCAUCCAACACUACCCAUCAGGACGCCCAUGAUAGCAGGCGGCCUGUUCGUUGUGGACAAGGCCAACUUCGAGCAGCUGGGCACUUACGACACAGCCAUGGACAUUUGGGGUGGUGAAAAUCUCGAGCUCUCCUUCCGCGUCUGGCAGUGUGGAGGCAGCCUGGAAAUCCUGCCUUGCAGCCGCGUAGGCCACGUCUUCCGCAAGCAGCACCCGUACUCUUUUCCAGGGGGCAGCGGCAAUGUCUUUGCUCGAAAUACUCGUCGUGCUGCUGAAGUCUGGAUGGACGACUUCAAGAAGUACUACUAUGCCAUGGUGCCUGUUGCUCGCAAUGUCCCCAUGGGAAGCAUUGAAGAGCGGCUGAACCUACGCAAGCGUUUGGGAUGCCAGUCUUUCCAGUGGUACCUAGACAACGUGUUUCCCGAACUGAAGGUGCCAGCGGCUGGGGGCGAGCGACUGGCAUCUCUGCGGCAGGGAUCGCUGUGCCUGGACACCCUCGGCGGAAGCGAGGGCUCUCCGGUGGGCCUGUUUGCGUGUCACGGUGCCGGAGGCAACCAGCACUGGAGCCUCGCCUCGCGCCUUAUCGCCCAUGGAGGCCUUUGCGUCACGCUUGACGAGGAGCAGGGCGGGUCGCUGCUGCUUCGACCCUGUGGCGGACACCCCUCUCAGAGGUGGCUGUGGCUGGAUCACAAGCUUCAGCAGCCCGGUGGCAAGCUGUGCCUGGAUGGCAGCAAUGGACGUCUCACGGCACAGCCAUGCCGCCGCACUGCCCACUCGCAGCGGUGGACGCUGUCCACCUGAGCGACCUCCUAGGCUGAACGUGGCUGUUACUUAAGGAACACUUGAAACAGUGGUUGUGACGGAUGUGUCGCGAGCGAUUAUCGCAACUGUCACCGUGGGAAUGGUGGGUAGUACAUGGACUUGCCUAGUCUUCGUGCUUUUGGCUUCGAACGCAAUUGUGGCUUUGUUUAUCGGUGUGUUCUAGCUUUUGUUUCAUAUAACGAACGGCUUGUUGUGAAACUUGCGAGCCGAUUUGAAUUGGUCAGCAUAAAAGGGCCAAGGUGGUUAAGCGGGACUGCUGAACUUCGUCUUUGGACAAAGCGGCCGCAGGCCGCACUGAGCCAUACGAAGCUGAAAGUACGAAGCUUAGGCAAAUCCAUGUACUACCCAUCAUUUCCAUGCUGGCUGAAGCGUCACGCGUUGCAGCACCCAUGGACACCAGCGCCAGAUUUCCCUCUAGUGUACUAUUACGAAACUCUAUGCCACAGAACAACAUUAUAGCGACGCCACAUCCGACACAAAAGUAUCCUUGUUACACAGAUAUAUUCGUUAUAACCAUACGAUUCGCUGCAUGCUGGUAUUGGCAAGAAACAAUAUUGGAUUUCAUUAGCGAGAUUGUGCGAGUGUACCAUGUUUUCCUGUGUAUACGUUCCACUUGAUGUUGUCAAAGAAGUGUGCUUUUAGUACAGUGAUGCAACAAUAACAGGUAAAUUACUGUAGCAGUGCAAGCAACAACAUAAGAUACCAGUGCAUGCCCAUGACACUGUAUACAAAUACACGCACACACAGUUGCAUGCAUAUCUAUGCCUGUGGCUGUUGCCUACCAGAAUGUUUUGCGAUGCCAUACAAAUCAAGCCCAUAUUUCAUUUGUUGACUCCGUUAGAGAAAAGAUCAAACCUUUCUUUUACGAGCCUGCUGGGAGCUGUGCAGGAUGUCAGCCCAGUGUGGGCUACCUUAAUUUAAGCAGAGGAAAAUGAAGGGUCUCAUAGGUUGAGCUUAAGUAAAGAAGAAUGGUAUAACAGGCUGACAUUAAUGCUACUUGAGUGCACCAACCAUGAUUACGAUUCCACACUUCCAGCAAACACGGUUACCUCUUACGCCGAUUGUCCACAGGACAAGCUUGUAGAUUUUUUUCAAAAAGGAGUGCAUGAUGGUCUGUUGUAUGCUUCACCUGUGGCGUCACACUGUAUGACCUCUCAGGUUAUGCAGAAGUCUUAAGUUGUCCAUUGCUGUAUACGUAGACAAAUACAAGCAGAACCAUUUAAAUUCCGAAAUGAUUUGCGAUCCUGCCGUUUAAACAGGCUAAAUUUUUCUACAGUGCAUCAGUAGAAGAGGAUGAAGAACAUAAUUUAGUGCAAUGUCACACCCACAAAAAACACACAUCUGCGAAUGCACAUGUAAACAUGACACAACAUGCAUACGUUCUUUAUGCGCGAUUAUAUUUGUGUUGUUGUAUUAUGUUAUGUCCUUUAGCUAGUACCAGUUUAGCCCAGCAUGUUCUUUUGAUGGCUGUGGUAGGCUAGUACUGUGUCUCAUGCAUGUUUUUGGAGCCUUACAGUGUAAUUUCCUAAGAUUUAAUUUAUCAUUUCACAACGAUAUCGCAGUCACACAUAUUUUUGACGUUUAUUUCCACUGGCCAAAUGAAGACAGGCGCUCCUUGUGCAAACGUAGGUGCCAAUAUUUCUUUAAACUAAGCCUGCUUACAAGAUCAAUGUCUCAUAAAAAAAAAGUUCAGUUGCUGUGGCGGGGCAUCAGAUACCAUAUUUGGCUGUCAAUCAUGACACUGCAGACUUUUAUGCUAGCUGUCACGUUUUGGAUGUUACUUAUGUAAUCAGCACUGGAUGUGACAAGUAGUGACAUAAUCAAUUAAUUACUCAGUGGAUGUUUCCUGUUGCGAUAACUUGACCAAGUAUAGUUGCUGAGGCAGAAAACACUAAGAAAGUUUGCUUCAGCAACUUAUUAAGUGGGCCACAUGAAUUAUGUCAAUAGCAAAAGCUCUGUAUGCUUACAAGCACACUUACACGAGGUAUGAUCGGCAUUAGAUGGCUAAAUAGCAACUGUAUUUAAAUAUUACAGCCUGAAAAUGAAAUAUGGUUCUUUUCCAGCCGCGCUGUGAAAUAGCACUGAUCAAAACAUCAUUCUCGCGAGCAAAAUAGCAUGACGCUAACGACGUUUUUUUAAGCAGAGCUGAAUGUCACCUGAAGAAAGUGUUGAGUGUGUCUCAACAGAACUGCAUGAUAAAGAGAACGGUGCCAUUGCUACUCUUGCUUCAGUGACACUAUUAGUAUGCUUUUGUGAAGCAAAUAUGUUGCAUGCAUUUGGUCCAUCUGCUGUUGUCGCAAAUAUCUUUGUGGCUUUAGCUCAGGCAGAUGUUACUUGGUAAAGCUGGCAUGUUUCAUUGGGGAAUACGUUUGAGCACAGCCUUAUGCAAAGCUUUUCCUGCAGUGCUUGCCCAACCACUACAGUUUCUGGUGUUAAAGUUGUAAAAAGGUUAAGGGAGUACUGACACGAAAAUUUUAAGUUUUUUUUUUUUUAAUGUAAAAUGAAAGACAGAGUCCUCAAGAGCCUAGAAAAUGUACUUGUAAGCGUGAGUGCACCCUGAAAGGUUUUUGAAACUGCAUGUUUUUAAAAGCUAGUUUGGUACCUACUGUACUCCAACGUCACGACACGGUAUGAGCUUCUCGUCACGUGCUCACGCAAGAUACCGUGACAUUUCCACAGCCGCUCCGCUGCAUGGUUCCGUCGGUGACACACAAGCAGCCAUUUCGAAUGCUUUUGGUGAUGUACACGCAGCCAUAUUGUAUGUUUUGGUACCUAAUAUCAUAACUGGCCAUAAUGGUGCAUGAAGUCACCACAAUUGACACUGUAGCCUGACAUCAUACCAGUGUUGAUGUCAGUGGGUGCGCCAUGUGAAAAUUGACCUUAAUAGUACAAAAAGAAAAUAUCAGCAUCUACUGAGCUUCGCACUGCUCAGAGUGGUCUCUAUACACAGGAGAUUGCGUGACAGCCUAAACUAAGCUUUGAAAAUUAGUGUCAGUACCCCUUUAAACGUUGCUAUGGUUGUGCAAGUCAGCCUAGAAAUCAGGGGUGCAGUGUGGUGCGAUAUAUGCAUGUUGAACUAUGCGUUGCACUUUUUAGUUUCAGGGUGAAUGCAUCAAUUGCGAUGAAUUGAGCUUUGUUGCAAGUCCUGUAUUUCAAAAACGUUCAGUCAAGUGUAGUUAAGAGACAUAUCAUUUGGAAUGGUUGUCAGCUUGUCUAGCUCGAGGCGUACAACGAAAAAGUCAUACGGUCCCUUAUGCCAUUGCCUGAAACAACUGGAAGGUGAAGGCCAUCUUUUUCUUCUCAGUCGAUUGUAUUUAUCUCUCCCCGCCCCCCCCUUCUCCAAUGACAACGAUGUUAACUUGUCCUCGAGUAUAGUUGUACAUUUAUCUCAGCAUUCUCAUUUAGCUGCUCAGAUCGGAAUGUUGACUCUUUCAGGGUGCUUUAAUCCUUUGUGAUAUGUUGUCGGGCCCCUCCUGAUAACAGAACAUGGCCGCAGUGGUCCAUUGUCAGGCACUGCUGGACAAGCUCUUUCAUGGUUGGUCCACGCGUUUUCUCACUGCAUUAUGCACCAUCACUAAAGGAAUAAGUAAACUUGUUUUACUUCAGUUUUACGUAUUUUUUUAGUGUCGGACCGGAACGGAUGGAAGGGCAAUGAAGGUUUUGGACCGCAACGGUUUAACAGCGUUACAAGAUGUAAUGCCAAGAACAAAUUGUCAGGAACAACUCUAAAGGCCACAGAGUAGGUGGGAAUCUGGUCAUUAAAGGGCUCUUCAUGAGGUUCGAGCAUUGUGAAUGAACAAGUGUGGUGUAAAAAUGGUUGAAAUUUAAAACAAAGUGCUCCUUUCUAGAGGGAUGUGCUUUCAAAGAUGUCACACUCGAGAGGCGCUUCGUAGAUUGUCACUGACUAUGCCACGCGACUUGGGUUCAUACAAUGUCGAGCAUAGCCUCACCUGGCUAUGCCAAUGGCUCCCUUGCUUGUGGCAUUUGGAGGAUGUAGGGGACGUAUGCCGAUUGCAGACGCCAUCAUUUGGCUGCAGUUUUGGGUGAAACUUCGCCAGGGACAAAAGUAAUACGGUAGUUCAUCUGGAUGUUGUAGUUUGGUCAGUAGAAUGCACUAGAAGUUGCGGAAUGUGUCAAAGGCAGGUUCUUGUGCCGUACAAAGGUAAGACUGGCCGCACUCUUGGAAUUGUUUGUUUUUUUUUUGUGACCUGCUGUACCUAUUCAGUGGCUGUGCUGUUCCGUUGCCCGAGGUUGUUUGUCACGACAACCAUAGCAAGUGGUGCAAACAACUAUGCCUCAGUGCUGGUAUUCAGAAUGAGUUAACGAUAUAGUUCAGAGGACUAAAUUUUGUUCGCAGUAUACAAAAUAUAAAUGAUCAUUUACAGUGUUCAUCGCCAUCCAUUUUAGAAUAUGCAAGAAAAGGUGUUUACCUAUGUUUUUGCAAUUAGUAGAAGUACUAUACGAUACUUUUGGUUGUACUCACACGUAAGGCAGCAACGAACAACACUUGCAAGAAUGCACAAUUAGCCCCAUAUUUCAUUUGUUUUUUGUUUAACACAUUUUAGCUCACUGUUACAUUUUUAUAGGUGGUGGUUCACAGAUCACAAUGAACAUCAAGGUAUGUUGCUAUGAGAAGCACUUGUUAAUUAAUUAUUAUUAUUAUUACUACCAUUUUGCUCCUACGGUGAGACUGUAUUCGAGGACACCAUUGCUUUCCUGAACCAUUAUAUAAAGGGUAUGUUACGAUGGCAAAGGAAAAGCUGUCUACUAGAUCUGUAUCAUCACAUAUCAGUGUGUGUAAAUAUAUGUGUACUAUUGUGGAAGGAUGAAAUGUGUAUAAGUUAUGGUUAUGUUCAUUCCCACUUCUACUAUGCAUGAUGUCAGCACAAGUCCAGCUUGUACUAUUGCCGGUACCAUCUUUGAUGACUGAACAGCAGCACUACAAAACUGUACCAUUGCAUUAAUUAAAAAGUUUUACCUUGUCUGGUUAUACGUGACCCCAAGGUGCAAAUAGACUUGCAUCGGGAGAGUCUAAAUAGACUUACGCCUUGGGAGAGUUUAUUGACCUUGGGGUCACGUGACCCCAAGGUCAAUAGACUCUCCCAAGGUGCAAAUAGACUCCCUCAUGGGACUCGAAUGUCACAAGAGAGUCUAUUUGCACCUUGAGAUCACGUGAGCUUGGGGUCAUGUGACCAAGCAGAAACAUCACAUAUAAGGUCAUACCAAUGCCAUACAAUUUGAAUGAAAGGCAAGGUUCUACCUGGUGUUACAUAAGUAUAACUGUUUCACAAGUGUCAGUGGUUGGCCUGUUAAUGGGGGGCCAGUAACCUACACCAUGCCACUUCGUGGUUCUAUUUUGCCAGCAUCACUACUGCCAGGGCCAGGGUCAACAGCAACCUCUAUCAGUGACGUCACACGUGAUGUUUCUGCUCAGGUCACGUGACAUUGAGGCGCAAAUAGACUCUCCCUUUCUAAUAAGCAGCUGGAAAAACUUGUCACAAGAGGUCACUGCUUGUGUUGUUACCAAUCUACACCUCCCGUAACCCAGUGUAGACGAAGGGUAAGACAAGUCCAAAUUAUUUGUAAGCAGUGUUCUACUGCAUCAUUGUUCCAUUCAUCCAAGAUGGUACACUUUUGUUGCCAGCAUGCAAUUUUCUCAUUUUGUGUAGUCUCAGGAAAACGGCUGUAGCCUUCCAGUGUGGAAUGUAUGUCAAGACUGCUGUUUUAUAGAAACUUGCAGUGACCAUGUAGUAUGCCUGACUGCUGCCUUUGUGGUGAGCUUUUCUCCGCAUGUGUGUAUGUCGGGGGGCUGUGUGCCAAGUGGACUCUUGUCAUUAAAUGCAGCAUUUUCUUUCAUUAAUGCAGUCUUUCACAUGUUGUCCCUGAGUGCUUGAUACAUCUGCAACGCGCACAACACACAAACUUGGUUGC
Messenger RNA from Rhipicephalus sanguineus (brown dog tick), 8078 nucleotides. RefSeq names its product polypeptide N-acetylgalactosaminyltransferase 2. The coding region runs from base 471 to 2126 and encodes 551 amino acids. NCBI's taxonomy places the organism in Eukaryota, Metazoa, Arthropoda, Arachnida, Ixodida, Ixodidae. The record is from RefSeq and is a predicted model, not a curated record. Gene Ontology annotation, cellular component: Golgi apparatus. The transcript is spliced from 12 exons.